This is a messenger RNA of Cetraspora pellucida, 942 nucleotides long. The record is from the annotation of a GenBank genome assembly. Lineage: Eukaryota; Fungi; Glomeromycota; Glomeromycetes; Diversisporales; Gigasporaceae.
AUGGCUUUACCACGGAAAAUCACACGACUUUUCUCCAAAUUACAGAAACAAAAAUCAGGACCAAAAAAGUUGAGAAUUGACACUUCAAGGAAUUCAAGAUUCCCACAACCUUUAUCACCAUCUUUAUCAGGAUCCCCACCACCUUUAUCAGGAUCCCCACCACCUUUAUCAAGAUCCCCACCACCUUUAUCACCAUCUUUAUCAGGAUCUCCACCACCUUUAUUAGGAUAUGAGAUUAAAUCACCAAAAUCUUUAUUAGGAUCAGAUAUUAAAUCACCACGACCUUUAUCAGAAUCUGAUAUUAAAUUUAUAAUUCCACCAGAAAUUUUCAUAGAAAUAUGUUUACAUCUUGCACCACAAGAUCUUUACUCUCUUUCAACUGUAUGCAAAUAUUUUCGAAAUAUUUUAUGGUCAACUUCAAAUACUACACAAACAAUUUGGGAAAAAUCUAGAAUUAAAUAUUCAAGUUAUUUAAAAUUACCACCUCCAUUUGAUAUGACAGAACAAGAAUACAUUUGGUUAACCUUAUUACCAAAAAAUUGUCAAUUUUGUUCAAAACCUUAUAAACAAUAUUUAUACAAUAUUUGGCCUUCUAGAAUUGUUGCAUGCGAAUCUUGUUUUAGAAAAAAUACUAUUUACACCAUAAAAGACGAUCGACCACGAUGCAUUCCUCGAGAAAUUUUUAAUUGUAUUCCACACACGAGAUAUUUUUAUUAUGAAAUUUUUGUAAUUUAUUGGAUCUCAGACAUAGAACUUGCAAAAGAAGAAUACAAUUCAUUAGAUAAAAGUCAAAGAGAAGAAUGGAUUGGAGAACGAACAGAACAAGUUAAAAGAGCCAAAGAAGUGCUUAAUUUAUAUUUUCAACAAGAUUAUCAAGAGGUUUAUAAAUGUGGUGUUUUUAAUCCUAAUCGUACUAAUAACGAACCUCGAAAAAAAUUUUAA